Biomphalaria glabrata is the source of this 6223-nucleotide messenger RNA. RefSeq lists its product as uncharacterized. The transcript is spliced from 10 exons. The record is from RefSeq and is a predicted model, not a curated record. Lineage: Eukaryota; Metazoa; Mollusca; Gastropoda; Planorbidae. Gene Ontology annotation, molecular function: protein binding. The coding region runs from base 292 to 2817 and encodes 841 amino acids. Gene Ontology annotation, cellular component: plasma membrane.
UAGAAAAAUGGAUGUGUAUAUACUAUAUAAGAAGGAACUGAAAUGAAAGAACAAAUAUUAUAGAUUUAGUAGAUCUAGAUUAGAUUUGUAAACACAUAAAAUUCACUCCAUACACUGCUUCGAUUUUAGAUUAGAAAUAGAAUGUAGAUCUUGAUCUAUAGAUCUACCUGCUAUUAGUUUUAUUUGUCGACGAGAUCAGAUUCCCACAUGAACAGGAUAUUAUUUAUAUUAAUUAUUGAUAUUAAUAUUGAAAACAAGAAGUGUGAGUCUGAGUGUGUGAAGUGAAAAUCAAUGGACUGCAAAAGCACAAUGUGGUUCACAUGUCUGAGUUUCUGCUUGUCUGUUUCCUUAAUAAACUCAUAUUGUGUACAUGAUGAUCGUAUAGUUACUCCUGAAAAGGGCUAUUUAGAAAGUCCUUAUUAUUAUUCUCAAAGUUAUCCAGUUGAUGUAUGUGUAAAAUGGACUCUGCAUGGCAAACCAGGAACAAAGGUUACAGUCAAAUUUCUAUUCUUGGAUAUCCCUGAAAAUUCGUCUUGUGAUACCUUUUACAUCAUGAUUGCUUUUACUACUGAACAACGGUAUUGUGGAAAUUCAACAUUCAUCAUUAGUACAUUUGAAGCUAAUUUAACCAAUUUCAAUACACAAGUUUAUGUUGUGUUUAAUAGUAGUGCUAAAGGAAUUAGAGGCAAAGGAUUUAAAAUGUCUUAUGAAUCAACUGAGGGCUGUAGCCAGGAAAUGUAUAGCAACUCUGGGCACAUCUCAAUGACAGCACAUGAAAGGCUUUAUCUUGAGGACACUUUACAGUCCUGUUAUUGGACAGUGCUAAGUCCAGGUGGCCAAAGUGUCAUCUACAGAUUGUUUUUUGAAACCUGCUCUCUAAUGGAAAGAGAUUUAUUGAAAGUUUAUGAUGGAAAUGGUCUAACAGCCAGUCUUAUUGGAAGCUAUAAUUAUAUAGAUUGUCCAAAUUUUUUAAUGACCACUACAAAUUCUUUCUAUAUUCAGUUUAUACCUGGAAAUAGGAGCUCUAUUGGAAGUAUUUCUAUCACAUUCAAUGCUGUCACUUCCAGCAGAUGGACAACAACCCUACCAUCAAUGCCUGUAUAUCCCUUACACUCUGACUAUUGCCACCUCAACCUUUCAUCUUCAACUGGAGAAAUCACAAACAAUGAUGAUGUUUACUCUGCAAUAAAGCAUUGCAGCUUUUUCUACUGGAAGCUAAGAUAUGUAAACCCAUCAGGGCCUUACCACUACGACAUUAGCAUUGAAACUUUUGAGCUGCUACAUGGGGAUUAUGUCUAUUUCUAUGAUGGGCCUAAUGAAUCUUCCAACCUCCUUGGGGCUUUCAUGAGAGGUCUUCCCAUUCCUCACCAUCUUUAUUCAUCUGGAAACAAUGUGUUCAUAAGAUACAUUCCAAAUCUUCCAACAUCUAGCUUAAGAGCCAAUUUUACAUUCAAAUUUACCAUUGUUUAUGCUUGUCCCAAUGGAUACCUGAAUUGCACAGGUGAAGCUGCUUGCUAUCCUGUUUAUAAACGGUGUGAUGGAAUUUGGGACUGUCCUAUACAUGGUGCGGAUGAAAAAGGCUGUAGAAACAACUGUGGACUUGGAGAGUUUAGCUGUAACUCAAGCUCCUUGUUUUGUUACAAGGAAAGUGAGCGAUGUAAUGGAAGAGGCUCAUGUGCAAACUAUGCUGAUGAGAUGGGAUGUACUCCUGAGCAGUGUUCCUCUGAGAAAGGCUUGUUCUUGUGCAAUAAUGGCCGCUGCAUCUAUGAGAAGUGGCACUGUGACAGGACCAGUGACUGUACAGACAACAGUGAUGAGACUGAUUGUUCUCCUUUGUCUUCACCUAGAGUUAUUGUAGCUGCAGUGGUUGGUUCAUUGAUUUGUGUCCUCCUGCUUGUCAUUUCACUUGGAUGUGUGUGCAAGUUGUACAACAUGCGCAUGAACACCAUGAGGAGAGGAACUCGCCAUGAAACUCCACUUAGCCGCCAGCUGGCAGAAAUGUUCCACAGACGAGCACCUCCACCUCCUUACCACGAAGCCAUGUUGACCUCUCGGCCAUAUGAUGAGGCAUUCAUGGAACUUCUCGCCCAAGAGGGACAAAAUGGAGCUCCUCAAUUCAGCAAUGGUGUGAAUGAACAAGAUAAUGCCACUUUUGCAGUUCCAAGAGAGAGAUCCCAUAGAGGAAGCAGAAGGUGUAGACACAGUCGCAGGCACAGAGAAGUCAAUCAGAAUCCAGCAGGAAUAACAUCCCAUGAAGCUCAUUUGAAUACCUCCAACAUUGGAGUUGAUAUGUUUCAUGUGUUUGACUCAGACUCCACUUGCUUUGCUAGUCUUUCACAGCCACCACCUUAUCAUGAAACAGUUUCAUCUUUGUUGCAUUCUCAUGACACUCUUGAUUCCUCUGGUGAGUCUGAUGAUGAAUCCAUUCUGGACAACUGGCAACCAGAUGACACGUCUCAGGCUAGUCAGUAUGCUGACUCUCAAACUGAGAUCAACCAGGCUUCUCUCAAUGGAAGCCCUGAAACCACCUUGACCUCUGUGUUGAGAACCUUCCAGCAUUCAGUUGGAACCAAUAUAGUCCAGCUUCAGGUGGACAGUGAUAAAGACAAUGACAGUAACAGCACAAAUAUUUCCUUGGAUUCCACAUCAGGCAUAGGUUUGGGAGACAAUGAUGGGGUCAAAGUUGAAUGUCAGAACCAGGACACCUUGAUAGACGAUGAUUCUGAUACUGAGUGCAUCCUUGCUGGGAACGAUGAUACUACAAAUAUUAAUGAUGACCUGACUAGUGACACAGUUUGCCUGCUAAGUAGCUUUUAGUUGUGAUAUCUUUACCAAUACUUUGACCCAACUUGUUUCAUGUAAAUCAAAUCACCUCUGUUAUGUGUAGACAUGUUUGAAUAUAAUUGUUAAUUUAUUUUUUUUUUAUUUGUAGGUUAAUAUUAGUGAGCUGAUUUUUAUGGUUUUCAAAGAUAACAUUUUUUUGAACAAAUUGUGAUGUGCUAAGAUCAUCUUUCUUUUAUUUUUUUUUUUAAAUAAAUUUUUAAUUCACUGUAUUUCUUUACCAUUAUUAAUAAAGAUUCAUUGAUUUUGUCAUAGCUAUAAAAAAAAAUUUUUUUAGAUAUGUUUUAUUUAUUACCCCAGAUUCAAGCAACUUCUAUUUAUUUUUUUAGUGCACAUCUAUAUGUUAGUAUAUUGUCAUCAAUGAUAUAGCUGUUAAAAGUGAAUGAAUUAUCAGGUCACCUAUGAGCUUGUUUGAUUACAAUGUUUGGCAUAUUAAUUUGCACAAAUUAUAAUGAAUUUCACAAGCAUAUCCACAAUUUUAAGCAUGUAAUUUGUAUAUAUAUAUAUAUAUCCAAAGGGUUGAUUACUUAACAUCAUCCAUGUUUACAUUACAUUAGUGUCAUCUGAGCAAAUCUCACAUACACAAUUUUUUACUCUCUAUCAAUCCCCUACUAUUCUGAUAGCGGUAGGAGCUUAGAUAUAUUACAUUUUUUAGUCAGAAACUUUCAAAGUACUAAACCUAUAAUAAAAGACUAAACAAACUAUAAAUUAAAAAAAAUAUAUAUCUUUUUAAUACUACAAAUUUCUUCAGGUUAAACACCUGAUAGAAACUCAGGUAAUUUAGUCCAUUAUUGUCCUUUAAAGGAUUUCUUAUUUGUUAAAUGGUAAAUCGAAAGGUAAUCACUGAAUUCAAACAUAGGAAAAAAAAGAAUAGCAACCACAAAUAUUUAUACUUAAAAUACCUAUUCAUACAUAUAAUAGAGUUUCAACUCCCAACGCAAGUGCUUUCAUAAGAUUUUACUUUGUUAUGCCUCAAGCUUUAAGUAUUUGUUAUAAAUUUUUUAUAAAAAUUGUGUUUAAUUACUUUACAAUUUGUUUAAUCUGAGACACACUUUUUGUGGAGAUUAUAAGGGGAAUUUUUUUAUUAUUUUUUUUUUACAAUGGCCAAACAGUUUUUGGGGAAGUUUUAUCAUCAUCGCCAUAUUGCUUUUUAGUUUGAUUAUAUUAAGAACAUUUUUUUAAACUUAAUAAUGAUAUAGAAUAAGUUGACAUCUUCCUUCAUAUUGCUUUGACUGCCUCUUAUAACAAGCUUUAUUCAAUGCAUGCAUAAUUAUUUGAAUAACUUCAUAGGUAUAACUUUUAUUUGUUAUGCUUAAAAUUAUAAUUUAUUUUUUAGAUUUCUUCAAAGUGACACAUUUUAUCUUGCUUUCUUGUUGGUUUCAAUGUAAUACUACCUAGUAGUUUGUCCUUUUGGUGGCUUCUUAUGUUUUUAUUUAUUUCGUUCACUAAACAAUUUAAAAGAGGCUUUUUGCCUAUAUUAUGAUGAAGCUUUAAAGUUUGUGUUUCUUGUAUAGUUCCCUUUAAAAGUGUAAAGAUUGAACUUGUUGCUAAGCUGCACUAUCACUUUGUCUUGCUUGCAAAGUGAAGUUUUAAUUUAAGAUAUUAAUACUUAAGAUCUUGUUCAGAAACAUUCAUGUUUUGUGGUGCAGCACCCAACAGUCUAAAUUUCUCUUAUGGAUGUAUAGGAUCCAUUAUAGUUGGGUCGACUCAGAAAUCCUAUUUAAAAAAAAAAGUUAAAACUACCAGUCCUAAAUCAGAUUUGAGCCAGAGCCAGCUUUCUUAGUUUAGCAGACCAUAGCUCUGUUCUAAGAAUCUCAAAGUUCUUACUAGAUACAUUUCAUAAGAGCUGGUUAAAACCAAAUAAAGGGCUAGCAACUUUACCAAUUACCUAAAUGAUCUGUAAUAUAAUGUUGCACUUGGUCAAACAUGUUUUUAUUGGUCAUGUCAAAAUGCUUAAAAAAAAAUGAAUUCUCUUUUAAUGUUAUGUUUAAGUUAAUACAAUUCCUUACUGUGAAUUCUACUUAUCUUUAGCAUUUCUGAUUUGAAUUAUUGACUAAUUUAAUGCUUUUUGUUUUUCUAUUUCUACUAGUUAAAAAUAUUUUUUCAAAACAAAUGCUAAUAUACUUGGUCUAAUUUUACAUUGUAAUUAACCCAUUUUUUUUGCUUUUCUUCUUUGAAGAUAACUUGUUUCUAAAUGUUCAUUCAAAAAACUAACUGUACUUAUAUUUCUUUAUGUGAUUUGUUCAAUGAAUUACAUAUACAUCUUGCAGUGUCUUCACCUAGAAGACUUAUUGGUCUUUGAAUAUUAAACAGAAAUGGUAGGAAGUGUUUUGAAUUAAAGGUUCACACCACAAGAUUUGUUUAUUUUUAUUGUUUGUUUUGAAGUUAACCAUCAAAUGUUUCCAAUGAAAUAGAAAUAAUGAAUAGAUUGCAUUUUAAAUUUAUUCACAACUUAUCAUAUAACUUAUAAAUAAUAAUUAAACCGGGUAGUAACCUUUAUUAAGCUUGAAUAAACUUGUCUUGCAAUUGUGCAUUACCCAUAACAAAACAUAACUAUACUGUAGGAAAUAUACAUUCAUACUGCAAAUCAAUCUACACAUUGUUUUUAUUCCAUCAGCAAAGACAAACUCUUGACUUCAAAUUAUUUAUUUCAAUAGGCUAACUUUGUAAGGAAUGGUUAAGUUAAACUAUAGAAAGGAAAAUCUAUUUCUUAAAUCCAUUUAUAUCCUAAACACUGGAAAAUAAACGCUUGUUUGAAUGUAAUAUUUUGGGUAUGAAUAUCAAUGUUUCAAACUCUGACAAUAUGUUUAUGUUAACCUUUGAUGUCUAGGAUUAUUUAAUAAGAAGGAACAUCACAUUGUUGUAAUUUGUUUUAUAUACAUAAUCAUAGGAUCCAACUUAUGAUUUGAAAACUUCAUGUUGUUGUUUAUUUUACCUAAAGGCUGUGCUUCAAUGUUUAAGAAAUUGUUUUGUAUCUGUAAGAGCUGCCCUUUGAAAGUUCACAUGUUUUAUUGUGACAUUGGCAGAACUUUUCAUUCAUUUAAAUGUAACAUGUCUUACAGCAUUUUUGUCAAACAGGAUUUUCAUAAUACAUAAUCUACAAUGUUAUGCUAUUCUAUAACAUUAUAACAUAAGACUGAUGACUUGAACCUCUUUUAUUGUUAAUGGACCUUACUACACUUACAAUGUGACUGGCUUCUUGAGCUUUAUGACACUAAAGAAUUGGUGGACAUCAUUGUUAUUUAGAGUACUUGGUAUUUCUCUUAAACUUUGGAAACAGAUCAUCAUAACAGAGAGAAGUUUUUGUUUUUUUGCCUGUUGAAAGGAAUUAUAACUUGCUUUGUUGUGUAAAGAUUGAAGGAAAUAAAAUGUAUUUUGAGCA